GUUGUAUGGCUCCCACGAAGAAGAAAAAUUACCCGUAGAAGAAGAAUCCAGAUUCCGGAAUUAGCUGUCGUUUGCGGAAGUCAUCAUGGACAAUAUGUUUCAUGGCACGAAAACAUCCAUAAUUUCAUCAUUAAACGACGAGUUCUUUGCAGAUUUCCUGGCUGGGGAUUUCGAUGUCAAGAUCUAUACUGCUCAAGCUAUCCAUCAUGCUGUCAUUGCUGAACAGUUAGCCAAGCUAGCGCAAGGAAUCAGUCAACUUGAUAAAGAGCUGCACAGCCAGGUGGUAGCCAGACAUGAAGAUUUAUUGGCUCAGGCAACUGGGAUCGAGUCUCUUGAAGGGGUCCUCCAGAUGAUGCAGACGAGGAUCAGCGCGCUACAAGCAGCUGUUGACAGGAUAAGAACCAAAAUAGUUGACCCUUACAACAAGAUCGUGGCCAGGAUAACUCAGCUGGGCAGAUUACAGGUGGCCUGCGACCUUCUGAGGAGAAUCAUUCGGAUCUUGCACCUAAGCAAAAGGCUCCAGGUUCAGCUUCAGGGUGGCAGUCGGGAGAUUACCAAGGCUGCUCACAGUCUCAACGAACUAGAUUAUCUGUCGCAGGGAGUGGAUCUGAGCGGGAUUGAGGUGAUUGAGAACGAUCUGGUACUGAUCAGUAGAGCAAGGCUUGAGGUGGAGAACCAAGCCAAGCGACUGCUGGAGCAGGGGACGGAGAUUCAGAAUCCGACCCAAGUUGGAACAGCCUUGCAGGUCUUCUACAACCUUGGUAGUCUGAGGGAGACCGUCAGCUCAGUUGUGGGCGCUUACCAGACUAGCAUACAAGACAGCAUCAUCGGCGCUCUGGACAUUAAGGGCCUGACGCAGCCCGCCAACCCGAAAGGCGCCCCCGGGAGAGCAGUACUCCCAACUCCGGGGGGCACAGCAGCUUUCCGUGCGUCGCUUUGGACGAACCUGGAGAAACUGAUGGACCAGAUAUUCGCCGCGUGCAAACAGGUGCAACAUCUUCAGAAGGUCCUGACGAAGAAGAGAGACCCUGUCACUCAUAAGUGUUUCAUUGAUGAGAUUAUUAAGGACGGUGAGCCUGAGAUACUUUAUACUUUUUGGACUAAUGUGACUAAAAAGUUAAGAGAAGAGUUUCACAAAGCUACACAAGCUUCAUCUUUCCUGAAGCAAGCAUUCGAAGGAGAAUACCCCAAACUGUUGCGGCUGUACAACGAGCUGUGGCGCCGCCUCCAGCAGUACAGUGCCAGCCUGCACAGCUCGCCCAUGGGCAGUGGCGGUGCGGAGACCCCUUUGGAGCCAGAAACGGACAGCCUGGACCUGUUCUCUCAAAGCGAGCAAGACUACAACCCCGAGAGGGCCCUCAAGGAUUCUCUUCACCCGUAUGAAGCGGCUUACCUGUCCAAGUCUCUCUCCCGCCUGUUCGAUCCCAUCAACCUCGUGUUCCCGAUGGGGGGGCGCAACCCACCCUCCAACGAUGAGUUGGAGAGCAUCAUCAAGACUAUCAGCAGCGAGAUGAAUGUGGCAUCUAUGGAUUCGGACUUGUUGCUCGCUGUCGUCAAGAACGCUGCCAAGACCGUGCAGCUCUUCUGCGUCAAAUCUGAACAGCUGUUAUGUACUCGGAGUGAGGCCAGUCAGGUGAUUGGUCCGUUAUCCGAAGGCCAGAGGAGGAACACUGCCGUGGUCAACUCCCUCCAUCGUCUGCAGCAGGCUGUUGCCAAGGUCGUUUCUGGUUUGGGAUCAAAUCUGACAGCUCCGGCAGAGGCCCUUUCUUCUUCUUUGGAGGAGGUGCAUGCCCUGAUGAGCAGUGCAGUGCAGCCUCUCUUGGAGUCGGUAAAUGAUUCUAUAGAGGCCAUCAUCAUCACGCUACACCAGGAGGACUUCUCUGGGAAGCUGCCCAAUCCGGAUAAGCCCGACGUCGUGUGCUCACUCUACAUGAAGGAGUUGCAGGGCUUCAUCGCCAGAGUAAUGGCCGACUACUUCAGACACUUUGAGUGCGCAGACUUCAUCUACGAGCGCACCGAGUCCAUCGCUCAGAGAGCCAUCGAGCUGUUCGUGCGGCACGCCAGCUUGCUGCGCCCGCUGGGCGAAGGCGGGAAGAUGCGUUUGGCCGCUGACUUCGCGCAAAUGGAGAUGGCUGUGGCUCCACUAUGCAGACGAGUGUCUGAUUUGGGGAAACCUUACAGAGUGCUUCGAUCCUUUCGGCCGCUGCUGUUUCAGACGAGCAAUCUAAUAGUCAAGAGUCCAGCCGUGGGGGACUUGAUUCCUUACAGCACCGUGCUUCACUUCCUGUUCAACAGGGCUCCGGCUGAGCUCAAGUCACCUUACCAGAGAGCAGAGUGGUCCAUCGCUCGGUACUCCCAGUGGAUGGACGACCAUCCCUCGGAGAGAGACCGUCUCACGCUCAUCAGGGGCACUUUGGAGGCGUACGUCCAGUCCGUCAGGGCUCGGCAGGGGAAGGAGUUUGCGCCGGUCUAUCCCAUAAUGCUCCAGCUCCUGCAGAGUGCCACUUCAUCGGAAGUGAAAGGAUGACGACAGCCGAAUAUGG
Molecule: messenger RNA, 2543 nt
Organism: Syngnathoides biaculeatus (alligator pipefish)
Lineage: Eukaryota; Metazoa; Chordata; Actinopteri; Syngnathiformes; Syngnathidae
Gene: cog5
Product: component of oligomeric golgi complex 5
Exons: 22
Coding region: 86-2527 (813 amino acids)
Biological process (GO): intra-Golgi vesicle-mediated transport
Cellular component (GO): COG complex
Source: RefSeq, a predicted model, not a curated record